UGUGCAUAAACAUCCUCAAUCAAACUGCAGCCAUUCAGAAGCUUCUCAGCCUGACAGGCUUUCCCCUCAUCUUCACCUCUCUUAUGGGGACUGUCAUCUUCUACUAUGUCACGCGUCUUCACUCACAAUUUUAGGCGAAUUGCACCUCUUUGUCUCACAGUAAUAUCUCUAUACUACUUAUACGUGCAUGUCCCCACCGGCGAAAUAAUCCACGAUAAAACGAUACUGUAUCUCCCAACGUCGACAUGCGACAUCACGCCAUCGUUGCAGGAGGUCUUUGUGAUGGUCAAGACGGGUGCCUGUGAAGACUAUGAAAGACUGAUCACUCAAAGCAAGACGUCGCUCCAAUGCGUCCCAUCGAGUUCGAUAGCCUACUACUCGGAUCUAGAAGAACAAGUUGGAAGCAUACAUUUACGCGACACAUUCAAUGGAUCAGUGGAUCAAUGGUAUAUCGAUACUGAUGACGAGUUCAUUCUGUACAAGAAAAUGCUGGAGCAAGGAAGCUGCAAAGGCAUCACGAAAGAGGAUAUGCAAGCUGCGGACCCUCGCAAAGGCCUCAACGGCAACAAUGACAACAGAGGCUGGAACUUGGACAAAUGGAAGUUUCUACCAAUGGCAGAUAUCACUUACUCAUUGCAAUCAAACAAGAAGUGGUAUAUCGAAAUCGAGGUUGACACCUAUCCAAUCUGGCGCAACGUGUUUAAUUUCCUUGCCAACUUGGACCACGAACAUGAUUACUAUAUUGGAUCGCCAAUGUUCGUUGCUGGCGUAGCAUUCAUAUAUGGGGGCAGCGGAGCGAUCAUAUCGCAAUCUGCCAUGCGCAAAGUAGUUGAUCACAUCCGCGAGAACACAACAGACCUCCAGAAGUUUACGCACGACAAUUGGGCUGGCGACCAUGUCAUGGGGAAGACUCUGAAGGAUGUCGGCGUUGGACAUACAACCAUGUCUCGCGAGUUUGUGAGAGACAGUACUAUUGGUGCGGAUUAUUCAUUUCACUGGUGCACUGCAGCCCUCUCGUUCCACCAUGUGACUGCAGAGGAGGCAGUAGCCUUUCACGAAUUUGAAACCCAGUGGUUUGGCAAGUUCUCAACGCAAAUAAUGCGACACAAGGACAUAUUUCAUGGAUAUAUCUUGCCGCAGCUCGAAGGUCUCUCUACCGAGAUAGAUUGGGAUAACAACGCACGGGACGAUGCCAGCAACCAUCCGCAUUUCAAUAGCACCUUCGAAUCUUGCAAAGAGAUCUGUCUCGCCGCCUCAGAUUGCGUUCAAUAUCGAUUCGCGUAUGGCAAAUGCUACACUACCAAGUUCCCUCAAAUUGGCCGGAGAGAACCUUAUAGCCGAUCUGGAUGGCUUCCAGAUAGAGCGAGGAAGUGGGCAGAUGAUCACAAGCCAUGUACUCGCAAUGAUGAGGAGUGGAGUCCUCACAACCAAUAGCUUCACCGACGUCGCAAGCCUAUUCACACAAGACAGGGCUCAGACAUGAACUCAUAUGACAGAGAACGAUAUAGCACCAAGAGGAUCUAUCCUGGCUGAGGGCUGGUCUGCCCUAUGAAUAUGGAAGUAUACCUGGGUCGCCAAACAUUGGCCGGACACCAUGGAUCUUUCACAAAACGGCACUGAUUAUAAUCGACUACCCCUGCAUAUGGAAGUCCACGGUCUCAGCGGUAUCAGUAACACGACGAAGAUAUCUCUAGAGACGGGGAAAUUAGUGACUUUGGUGAAGACCCUGUCUAUACGUGUUUCACCUUCACGGGGAACAGCGGUGAACAAACGUGGAACUGUAUGAUCUGCUAGCGGAUGGAACGUCCAGCUCUUUAAUUGAUCAGUCUCUGUGCCUACCAG
Molecule: messenger RNA, 1842 nt
Organism: Pseudovirgaria hyperparasitica
Lineage: Eukaryota; Fungi; Ascomycota; Dothideomycetes; Acrospermales; Acrospermaceae
Exons: 2
Coding region: 106-1434 (442 amino acids)
Cellular component (GO): membrane
Molecular function (GO): glycosyltransferase activity
Source: RefSeq, a predicted model, not a curated record